This is a messenger RNA of Drosophila guanche, 1061 nucleotides long. RefSeq names its product TIP41-like protein. Bases 84 to 908 code for a protein of 274 amino acids. Gene Ontology annotation, biological process: TOR signaling. The record is from RefSeq and is a predicted model, not a curated record. The transcript is spliced from 4 exons. Gene Ontology annotation, cellular component: cytosol. NCBI's taxonomy places the organism in Eukaryota, Metazoa, Arthropoda, Insecta, Diptera, Drosophilidae.
CUGGCUUUGAUACGAUUUCGGAUUUUUGCCAUGAUUCAAUUUCGGAUUUGAUUUUGGCGAAUAUAAACUUACAGCUAACGAAAAUGGACAAUGAUUGCGCUGUACCCCGGCUGCCGCUUGACGGCGAGUCGAUUCGCUUCAAUGACUGGAACAUAAGCUACGAAAAGUCGCACAUAUUGAAGAGCAUCUGCAAGCAAGGCAGCACCAAGUGCUGCGAAAAGGACGACGCCGCUCGCUGCGAACUCUGCCACUAUCAAUACUCUCUGGAACUGCCCCACCUGCCCGACAUGGUGUUCCAUAAAAACAAACUGGUGGUGCAGCACAAGGACGGCGCUCUGAUGGAAUUCCAGCCGAUGGAUGCCCUGGCCCUGGUCGACAAUGGCAAACAGCCGCAACCAGUGGAGGUUGCCUGUGCCCAGGAAUGGCGUCAUACACGGUGUCCGGAGCAGACAAGAGAGGAGAAGUUCAAGCCGUUCGACUGGACAUUCACGUCCACCUAUCAGGGCACCAUGAACGAGAAGAUACGAUCGGAGAGCACCGAUAUGACGCUCAACAAGUUCAAGUUAAUGCAGCGCGAGAAUAUAAUUUUCUACACAGAUCUCACCCUGUUCGAGGAUGAGCUGCACGAUCACGGCAUCUCGGUGAUGAGUGUGCGCAUUCGUGUCAUGCCCUCGGGCUUCUUCAUACUUCUCCGUCACUUCCUGCGCAUCGACGAUGUCCUGAUGCGGAUGAACGAUACGCGCUUUCAUCAUGAGAUCGAGAACGAUUACAUACUCAAGGAGGUUGUCCACCGGGAGGCACCGUGCGACAAGCUCAAGAGCUCGAUAGCCUUCUGGACCAAUCCGGAUGAGAUGCAGAACUACCUGCCGGUGAUCUCCAAGCAGAUGCACAAGUUAUCCUUCAAGUAGCCAACCAAGCAACCCACCCACAUCCACAACUACAUUGCAUCAAAUUCAAACAUUUUAAUUGGAUGAAAUAUUUCACAUUUAAGAUGGAUUAAUUGAUUAAUAUUAUUAGCAGACAUUAAAAGCGCUACUUCUAGGAAGGCACACUACGUAUAA